Molecule: messenger RNA, 249 nt
Organism: Kwoniella shivajii
Lineage: Eukaryota; Fungi; Basidiomycota; Tremellomycetes; Tremellales; Cryptococcaceae
Exons: 3
Coding region: 1-249 (82 amino acids)
Source: RefSeq, a predicted model, not a curated record
AUGGCGAAUCUUACCAGCGCCGAGUAUGUUAGUGGCACAGACACCUUUCCUCGCUUGAAACGAGGCUCUUACGACGAUGUCGAAGGCGGAGUUAUCGUUGAUGCUGCUGGAGACGGGUAUACUAUUGGAGAAGAUAGAAAGACGAUUGGUCUGACCAGUGCAAUCUUUCUCCUCGUCAAUCGAAUGAUCAGUACUGGUAUUUUCACCACAUCAUCAGCGAUAUUCGUUCCUCACUUAGUGCAAGUGUAG